Molecule: messenger RNA, 2635 nt
Organism: Cutaneotrichosporon oleaginosum
Lineage: Eukaryota; Fungi; Basidiomycota; Tremellomycetes; Trichosporonales; Trichosporonaceae
Molecular function (GO): metal ion binding
Source: RefSeq, a predicted model, not a curated record
CUCCAACUUCUUAUAAGUUCAUUCAAAGCGAGUCAUCAAUAUUUCGGGUGGCCAAAAGCUAAUCAAACUUUCCCCCCCCAACUCCCACUCCUCGCUUUUGUCUUUCCAGUUCUCUCCUCACACCAGUCAACCUCUAUCUCUACCGCAUCACCUUCUUCUUCUCCCCCCUCUUCUCCCCUUUCUCCCCCUCCCUCCUCCCCACCUAACACCCUCUCAUCGUUGUCUGUUGCCUCUCACUCAUCGAGAGAGACACCUCUAGGCGACAACCCCUCGUUCUCCCGUCAAUCGGGCCUCGCCCCGCGCAACCCGCAGGCCUGAACACUAUCAUCAAGCCACCCCUUUCGAUCUCGCCUCGCGUGACUUCUCAGUCAAGAAGCCGCCUUCAUCUAGCUGCGCAGGCGUCACCUGUCUGCCAAACCUGAAGCUCAUCAACUCUCAACAGUAAUGGACGCAGUCCGCGCCUCGGCCCGAACGCAGUCUCCUGCGCCCUCACCCCACGGUGCGAUCGGCGAGGCGCCCAGCCACCAUGCGCGUUCCUCCUCGCUUGCGGCCGGUAGACCCAGCACGCCGCGGUCUAACCCGCAGACGGCGUCCUCGGACGGUGACGAGCUCGACUUGAACGCCCUGAUGGCGCACGGCCAGCGACAGCUUGAUCUUGACCGUUCCCGCUUCGGCCGCUUCGGCAUCGCUCCGCCACUCGCCAGUGCUGGACCGGGCGUGCCGCUGCGCGGCCGCACAGGCUUUGGCGUGGGCGGCAUGGACCGCUCAGAUUCGCCUUCGCGUUGGCCUAGCAACGACGAGUGGCUCGAGGCGGGCUCACGAUCCAGAGACGCGAGCAUGCACCGGCAAAGCUCGGGUACGGGCACCGGCACUUCUGCGACCCCCACCGCUCCAAGCCUGGCGUUCAUGGACCAGCCUUUCCCCUCACCUAUUGGGAGAGCACGUGGAGCCAUGGGCAACGCUGCGUUUGGUAGCCCAGCUGCCUCAAGUACAGCUUCUCCAAACCCAGCUACGGAGCCCGCCCAGGCCGCCCAGUAUCACCUCACCGCCCUGUCCAGCAUACUUGAGCCUCUGUGCCGCCAGAACGACGAGCUCAUACGCCUUCGCACUGAGGUUGAGCUCUGGCGCGACCAAUGGCAGCGCUGUGAGCGCGAGUGCCGCCGUCUCGGCAGCAUAGACCCGGCCAAGGGCCGCCCUAAGUUUUCCGUUGCCCUCAUCGACGGCGAUGGCCUGAUCUUCCAGGACGAACACUUGAGCAAGGGCUACGCCGGCGGCCAGGCCGCGGCCCGCGCGCUCGUCGCCGCGCUGCCUAGCCUCGCCGGCCGCGUGUCGCGUGACGUUAGCAUCAUGCCGAGCGAGAAGAAGGACGCCAAGCCCCGCGAUUUAGGCCAGGUCGUGGUACAGGUCUUCCUCAACAAGGCUGGUCUCGGCCACGCCCUCGUCAAGUCUGGGUCCGUGCCCUCGUGGGCCGUCUAUGAUUCGUUCUGGCAGGGCUUUGCCUCUGCUCACGACCUUUUCAGUGUGGUCGACGCCGGACACGGCAAGGAGGCGACGGACGCAAAGGUCCGCGAGCAUCUUAAGCUAUACUCUACGCACGUGCAGUGCGGCACCAUCAUUCUAGGAGUGUCGCACGACAACUCGUAUGCGCCCGUGCUGGCCUCGCUCGAGACGACGACGGGCCUAUCCAAAGUCGUCAUUCUGCAGGGCUACAACGAACUCCCCUUCCAGCUGCAGCCGUAUGCGUCGCGCUGCGUCUCGAUCCCCGAUCUCUUCCGCACGAGCCGCAUCCCCUCCCCGCUCGCGGGCACCCCGACGAGCAAAAAGGGCCGUCGCGGCAGCCGCACUCAGAAGCCAGAGGACGCGUCGCUCCCGUCGCCCACGCCGCCGUCUGUCGUCGUGGCGCCGACUACGCCCCCCGCCGACGGCGAGGUGGAGAUCGAGGUCGUGGAAUGGGAGGCGCUCGUGAACGGCGCGGCCAAUGUGCGCCUCGAAGACCCGCGCGGCCGGACGCAGCGACUCGGCUCGGCGUUGCUCUCGACGGACGACGACAAGAAGCGCGCCGCGAAGAAGAACAAGACGGCCGCGCGCGCGGCCCCCGUCCCCACCGUGCGCAACCUCAAGCCGCGCCCGUGCCACACCUUCUACCUCUCGCCGUGGGGAUGCAAGAACGGCGACGAGUGCGAGUACUCGCACACGUACAGCCUCAACGAGGACCAGCUGGACGAGCUCAAGCGUCUCGCGAAGGAGAUCAUCUGCCCGUACGUCCGCACCAAGCGCUGCCACUUCAAGGAGAACGAGUGCGUGUACGGCCACCGCUGUCCGCGCGGCGAGCUGUGCACGUACGGCGACACGUGCCGCUUCAAGGACAUACCGCGGGGGCACGGCGAGGAGGCGCCGGCGCCGGCGCCGGCGGCGCCCAGCGACGCCGCGCCGCGCAGCACAUAGGCGAGAGCAGAUCACGCCUUCGCCACCAAUUCUUAGACUCUCGACCUGCGAUCGAGAAGAAUAUCUACCCACUCUCCCGACGCGGGCUAUUUAAAAUCGUAUCAGAGCCGCUAUGCGGACACAUCUCGACUAGCGGGGUGUAAAUACUAAGUCGUCAUGUCCGUAGUGCAUGCACUAGUUUACUUCUAUA